UUGGGUCGACCUGCCUGUUACAAGCUAUUUGGCCGUGACAGGAUUAGCCCAGCAGAUCGCGUGACUAUUUCCACUCUUCGGUACAGAGACUGCUGAACACUGCAGAUCGAGAACCAUUUACCUGGAAUAUUCACUUGGCCCUGCAUUAAGCUGAGUGACUUUGAUAGACAGCACCAGUCCUAGCAGACGCUUGAUCAUCCACUACGAACAACAGGCCUGAAGCAAUGUCUAUCGAAGCAUCAUCCACUGGUGCUGUGCGAGAAGCACCAUGUUCUCUGGCAGCCAGCAAGACCGGCUCCUAUGAUUAUGUCUUCGUUGGUUUCGGCCCAUCAUCAUUGUCCCUCGCCAUUGCUAUCCACGAACACGAUGCCUCGAAAAGAAUUGUUAUUUUGGAGCAGCAGCACCGAUUCCAUUGGAAACCCUCAGCUUUUCUGCCGACAAACCACAUGAGAACGUCUUUUCUGCAAGACUUGGCCAUGCAACGAAAUCCUCGAUCGGAGUUUACAUUCGUCAAUUACUCUUGGGAAGCCGGUGGCAGAGGUGGGUCACAGCAAAUGGACGCGUGGUUGAAUCUUGGCUCAAUGAAGCCUUCACGAGAGGUCUGGGGUCAAUAUCUUGCAUGGGCAGCCCAAAAACUAGAGAAUAUGCCGAACGUCGAAAUCAAAUAUGGCAAGGAAGUCAUUGGAACCAAGGCUGUAAAUCCACCACCAGUUGCUGCAUGGAAUGUUGCUGCAAAAGACACCGUUUCGCAAACAGUCGACAUCCUUAACGCAAAGAAGAUCAUAUUUGCAACAGGGGCGAAAAUGAGGAUACCUCCUGAGUUGAGAUUCAUCGGUCUGGAUAACCGUGUCGUGCAUACAGGUAAUUUUGCAGAGCUUGGAGAUGGUUUGACAAAGCACAAAAAUGAGCCAUCGAAUGUCGCUGUUGUGGGAGCGAACAAUGAGGCCGUAGAGGUAUUCAUGCAUCUUCACGCUGCCUUGCCCAAUGCAACGGGAACCUUAUUCGUCAACGAUCGGACACUCAGACCAACAGAUGGGAGCCCUUUCACCGCACAGCUGCUGCACACACCGACUGGUCCAUCCCGGAUCUUACCAUACGAACUCCGCCGGAAAUCACCCUCACAGCCGGAUCAGCCUUCCAAACCCCGGCCGACAGUCGCCGAAGAAAAUCUAAACGGCCUUUACGAGAUGCUGUACAUGCAAAAGGUCGCCUAUCGCGCUCAGCGCAAGAAUAAAUUCGCCAUUAACUUCACACAUACCGUCUCAUCUUUGACUCCCACUCCUGGCUCACCUAAGGUCACAAUAAGGCUCACGCCAAACACGCCAGUUACGACGAUAGACGUCCCAGAAAACAAGCCGUACGACUUAGUAGUCCUUGCGACUGGCGAUGAACGGUGAAUUUCCAACGGAAUGCGGUUGCCCGCGAUACCGGCAUCUGGGCAUUGAAUGCGCUGGCCAGCAGUGAGGAGAAUGUUUUUGAGUUUCUGGGACUUAGAAGUGAGAAAGUUUUGAGGACGUUGCUGCAGGUUCAGGAGCCGAAGCAAGUGUCGGGUAAGAAAGGGGUUAUCGAGGCUAGUGUCUUAUAGAUAGUGAAACGCUUAUAUGUGUUUCGAUA
Molecule: messenger RNA, 1614 nt
Organism: Pseudovirgaria hyperparasitica
Lineage: Eukaryota; Fungi; Ascomycota; Dothideomycetes; Acrospermales; Acrospermaceae
Exons: 3
Coding region: 225-1397 (390 amino acids)
Biological process (GO): intracellular iron ion homeostasis
Source: RefSeq, a predicted model, not a curated record